Messenger RNA from Protopolystoma xenopodis, 1224 nucleotides. Lineage: Eukaryota; Metazoa; Platyhelminthes; Monogenea; Polystomatidea; Polystomatidae. The record is from the annotation of a GenBank genome assembly.
AUGCCACAACUGCUUGUAUUAGCAUUUGCUACUCGCGACCCAUUCUCCUUGCCAGCCAAGCGCCUGUGGUGCUGUCUUUCUCGGCAGCCAGGAAUCGACGAGACGAUGGUGAGAUUCGCUUUCCGUCCACCUCGCCUCAUUUGUCUGCCUAGAAUUGCAGCCACUACCCCCGUCUCCAUGAUGCCGACCACCAGGCUUUCCCCGGAGCCCGGGGCUGGGUAUGAAGUCGGCCAUCUUCGCUCAGGACUGCCUAGAGAGGGCCUGGUUGGAGGCUCUGUCAAGAACAGUGGCGGAACGGGUCAAGAGGCUGACGAUGUAGAAGCCGAAAUGCAAUUGACCAAUUCCCAGUUGCCCCUGGCUAGUAUUGCCGAUCGAACGGGGCUAGUGAAACUGACGGGAGGCCCGAACUUAUUAUCACCAGCCGCUUCUAAUCUGCCUGGUAUAAAUGCACAAGACUUGGGGGAUUCAACCGGCCUUUUGAAGUCAAAUUUGCUUAUUGAUGAUACUAUUCGUCUAUUGCACAAAGAACACGAUCCCUUGGUUACCAUGUGUCUCAAUCAAGUAAUAUAGAGAAAUAUGACCCAUUAUCGAGAUCCGGUUGCUACAAGAUUGUUUGCUCAUGUGGUUGAUGUUAUGUUGGUGAGACAUGCCGACCUAUUCGACAAAGAUUGGUGGAACAUAAAAAUGCUUGCAAAGGUAGCUGGAUCCACCAGUCAGAAGUGGCCGAACACAUCGACCCAAAAGGAAAUUAUUGAGUUGGAUGUCAGCAACCUUGUUCAUCCGCCAAGCUGGAUUCAUGACGAGCUUGACUAUGACAUUGAAAUAAUGCGCAGACCACAGCCCCGCUUUCACCCUGACGGUGGAACCGACGACUUUUUUCUUUUUGAGGACUCUCGUUCAUCCACAGGAGGUACUGGCCUAACUUCUGGCCUCAUGGGAACACGUGAUACGACAGGCUCGGCUGGAGGUACGACAGGCACCACUAGCGGCACUGGAGGAGGAGUCAGUCAGACAGCUACUUCCGGGGCUCAGUUGGUCUCCUUACCUUGUUUACCACAAAUUAUGAAUUUAUUUUUCUGCUAUUAUGAAUUCCCGACCCGUUUUACUCCUCGUUCAUCUUCUGCAACCAGCUACGUGGUCUCGCUUUGUCCGCCAUUCAGAGUCAGAGUAUCCAGUUAUCUGGACAAGCGCUCGAACGGAGCCGGCGUACAGUCUCUACGGUGA